AUGGAUUCUUACGACAACCCAGCACCUGGAACUUCUCAUUCCUGGGACGAUCCUGCUUGGAAUACCCUCCACAUCGAGGAGACACUCGCAGUUAUGGAUUCGUUUAUCGAAGAACCAAACAGAGAAGAAACAAAUUUACUUAUCCAUUCACCUCAAUAUCCAAUCACGGAUUCUGAAUUAUUGGGGAUAUUGUCAGAAAAUGUAUUGGAUGAAUUGGAGACAGAUAAUGAUGGUGACUCUGAUCCCGAAUUUUUCGAAAAUGCACAUGAAAAUGCUCAAGAAGACUAUGUUACGCCUGGUGAAGCAUGGUUUCCCGGAAAACCCGACAUC
Molecule: messenger RNA, 330 nt
Organism: Iphiclides podalirius (scarce swallowtail)
Lineage: Eukaryota; Metazoa; Arthropoda; Insecta; Lepidoptera; Papilionidae
Source: the annotation of a GenBank genome assembly